CUGACGAUUCUUAACCACUCGGAUUGCUCGUUCUUUUUCUGUACCAAUGGUUGUCAACAUGUGUUAUUCGUGUACACUGUUGCCAUGCCAUUUUCCCCUCAAUUUUUAUUUGUUUAACGGUUUUAUUUUCCAUUUCAUUUUGUAAUUCGGAUUUCUUCAAUUAUGACCAGCCACUGGGCCUCCAUAGAAAUUGUUUGUUUGGGCUUGUGCAUUCAUUUCCCAGUCAACAUCUCCUUUUAUCGUUUAGUACUGCUUCCGGUACAGAGCAACAUGGCGUUGCAGAUGUACGGCUGAGCGGUGUAUGUGCAUUAAACUGAGCAAACAGAAGUAUAACAUUGUCGUUGAGCCUGAUAUGUGUGCAAGACUAAAAUGGUUAUCAACCUACCGGUAAUUUCGCAAAUCAUUUGUUCAUCAACGUCACCUUGAUACAAUCGAGUGGCUGCCGUGGCUCUCAAGGAAUGGUUUAUCUUCAUGCCCUCAAUACCGGACGUCUUGAACAGUUUUUUGACGGGACUGGCACAAUGUCCGAACAGCCGACUCGGUAUUUUGAGGAAAAAGACCACGCCGAAGCUUAUGCUAAAUACCGAAUACCGUUCACCGCUGCAGUCGUGGAUUGUAUAGUGCGGUAUGUUCAAGAUGGCGGCUGCGAGUUAAACAUGGCGGUGGAUAUUGGCUGCGGUACAGGCCACCAGAGCACCAUCCCACUUUCCCGCGUCUUCAAACACGUCAUCGGUGUCGACGUCAGCAGGGAACAAAUACGACAGACACCACAUCUGAGCAACGCGGACUUCCGAGUCGCUCGAGGUGAAGAUAUGCCAUUCCUUGAAUCUUCUUCCGUGGAUGUUGUUUCCGUGGCAACGGCUAUACACUGGCUUGAUCUUCCUGAUUUCUACAAGGAAGUAGAUCGGGUCCUGAGGCCCAGAGGGUGUUUGGCGGUUUAUUGGAUGCACAGGCAGAAACUGGACAAUACGGAAGCCCAAGAAGCCGUUGAGGAGUUCCACGCUUCGACGUCAGAAUACCGCCCAGACGAAGUGAAAAGGAUCUGGGACAAGAAGGAGAUCCCCGAGUGCCCGUAUGGAACAUGGCUGCAUGACACCAGUGUUGUCAUAACCAAGUCCUGGACAGUGGAGGACUUCAUCAAACUCACCUCCACAAUGUCCUUCUGGCAGAAGUAUCUGAAGGCGAACCAAGGCUCUACAAAACUGAAGGAUUUUGGAGAAAAACUGAGCAGUCGACUUCGCAGUGGCACAGAGGAAACACGAGGAACAUCCACUGCAAUGGAAGUGAAAUAUCUCGUCAAUAUUCUGCUAUGCAGGAAACCAAAUCUUUGACUCCUCACACGACAUUGUGUUUUGUGUGCAAUGAGCCACUUUUAAAGGUGCAUUUCUUGUCAAGGGUUAGUUAUACUGUUGGCUUGUGACAUACGUAUCUGAAAUAAAAGUCAAAACCUC
This is a messenger RNA of Haliotis rufescens (red abalone), 1451 nucleotides long. RefSeq names its product putative methyltransferase DDB_G0268948. NCBI's taxonomy places the organism in Eukaryota, Metazoa, Mollusca, Gastropoda, Lepetellida, Haliotidae. The transcript has 6 exons. Gene Ontology annotation, molecular function: S-adenosylmethionine-dependent methyltransferase activity. Bases 459 to 1331 code for a protein of 290 amino acids. The record is from RefSeq and is a predicted model, not a curated record.